Lactuca sativa (garden lettuce) is the source of this 1428-nucleotide messenger RNA. RefSeq lists its product as uncharacterized. The record is from RefSeq and is a predicted model, not a curated record. Lineage: Eukaryota; Viridiplantae; Streptophyta; Magnoliopsida; Asterales; Asteraceae.
AUGGGAGAUAUAGUUACAUCCAUAAGAAAGUUGGAAUCCCAUGGUAAACUCCCUUCUCAAACCGAAAAGAACCCUAAUGUCAAUGUGGUGACCUUGAGAAGUGGAAAACAAACCGGAGAAAAUAGUUCGAAGAAGCCAAGGGAAGAAGAGGAAGAAACAGAGAUCGUCCCGAUUGAAUAUCCCGUAGCCAAGAAUGAUACACAAGUCGGAGCCCCAAAGAAGACUAUCCCUCUAGUGACACCAGUAGCCACUCACCCACCGUUCCCCUCCCGACUUGCAACUUCAAAGAAUAAUAUGGAGGAGAAAGAGAUCUUGGACACCUUCCGAAAGGUGGAAGUAAACAUUCCUUUACUUGAUGCAAUCAAACAAAUUCCGAGAUAUGAAAAAUUCUUGAAGGAGCUUUGCACCAACAAGAGAAAGUUGAAAGGGAAUGAGAAAAUCUCGAUGAACGAAAAUGCAUAUGCGGUUUUACAAAGGAAGCUUCCACCCAAGUAUAAAGAUCCCGGAAUGUUCACGGUCCCUUGCAAGAUUGGAGAUGUCACUUUUAGUAGUGCUAUGCUUGAUCUUGGUGCCUCUAUCAAUGUCAUGCCUUACUCGGUGUAUGAAUCAUUGAAUGUCGGACCCUUAAGUGAAACCGGUGUCAUAAUAUCUCUUGCGGCUAAAUGGGGUGACUUUCCUAGAGGUGUUUUGGAAGAUGUCCUAGUACAAACGGCUAGAACAAAGAUUGAUGUGUAUGCGGGAAGCUUAACAAUGGAAUUUGAUAGUGAAACAAUAAGUUGUAACAUUUAUGAUGCUAUGAGAUAUCCUAGUGAUGUUUCAUCUUUGUGCUUCAUAGAUGUUGUCGAACCGUUGAAUCAAGAAUUGUUCAAGUUGUGUGAUGAUGACAUGUUGGAGAUGAUUUUGGAGAUCAAGAAGACCACCCAAUUUAGUUUGAAGCAAAUUGAAUUACCUCAAACUCACACAAGAUUGCCACCCUCCCUUGUCCAACCGCCAGAAUUAGAAUUGAAGGUCCUUCCUGAACAUCUGAAGUAUGCGUACUUGGGAGACAACGAGACUCUUCCGGUUAUCAUUUCAACUCACCUAACCAAGUGUGAAGAAGAACAGCUCCUCAAGGUGUUGAGGCAACAUAAAGAAGCAAUGGUUUGGACGAUUGCGGAUAUCAAGGGUUUGAGUCCCUCCACUUGUAUGCACAAAAUAUUAAUGGAAGAUGAAUGUAAGCUGAGUAGAGACACGCAAAGAAGGUUGAAUCCGCCAAUGAUGGAAGUGGUCAAGAAAGAGAUUUUGAAGCUCCUAGAUGCGGGAAUGAUCUAUCCAAUCUCGGAUAGCAAAUGGGUGAGCCCGAUUCAAGUCGUGCCAAAGAAGACGGGAAUCACGGUGGUCAAAAACAACAAAGGUGUGAUGGUCCUCACCCAUGUGCAAAACGGGUAG